UUCGUGGAGGAGGCCAGAUGAUGUCCUCCUCGGACCGGCACGGUUCAGGCGCGGACGUGGGGAGAGCACGAAAGGCGCCAGCUGCUGCCAGAAGAAAGCCCUCCCUUUCCCACUCCCCCUCCCCGCCUGUUCCAUGGCCAAUAGCCGGAAUCCGCGGCCGCCGCUUCUACAGAAGCUCUGGUUUCGCCUGGCUCGGGGCUGCCCGCUGGCCAUCCCCUCCCACUCCCGCCUAGCGUAUAAAAGCUCCAGCGCGCCCCGCCGAUGCCCUUUGCCUAUUGCCCUUAGCGGAGGGCGAGAGGGUGUGCUGCUGCCACUGCUACCAUCUCGACUGCAUCCCUACACCUGAUUGCAUCCGCUGGAGCCUCCCACCCCACCCCCGCAAUUCUUUUGCAUUUGGAUCGGGUGGAUUUGGGGGGGGGGAUUCUUCCUCCGCCCCAUUUCCAGCCCUCUGUCGUGGAGAUCUUCUCAUUGCCUUCUGGAGUUAACGGCAGCCUCACGUGCUUCGGGCAGGAGCGGGGCGCUGGGGAAAUCCGUGUCCGUCAGCCCAGCUCGCAGAUCCCCCUUGGCGGGGGCGUCUGAAAAAGGAGGAGGGGCGGGAACCCCCGGGUUCCGUUUGCUCUGCUAACUUACUGGCCUGCCUGGAGCGCCGAAGAUGGCGAUCAGCACCUCUGGACCCCUCGCUCUCCUCUUGGGUUUAGCCAUUCAUCUCUUGCAGCCGAUUCACCCCGCGGAGCCCGAGACCGAGACCGAGACAUCGCCCAUCCCCGCAGAUAAACUAUUAAUUCUAACUGUUGCAACUAAGGAAACGGAUGGUUUUCACCGAUUCAUGCAAUCAGCAAAGCAUUUCAACUACACAGUAAAGAUUUCCUUGGCCCUGCCUGCAAGACACAAGUCCUCCGGGAUGAAAUUGUGUAAGGAUGAAAUGGGAUCAUGGCAAGGUUCCAGGUUUCAGGGGACCUCAGCAACCUGCAACAACAGAGCAACUCUUGGCAGAAAUAGUUGCUCCACCACCCUGCACAACGUGCUUGGUAAAGGUGAGGAAUGGAAGGGAGGAGAUGCUCUAAACUCUAUUGGCGGAGGCCAGAAGGUACGCUUGCUGAAAUCUGCACUUGAAGAAUAUGCUGAUCAGGAGGAUUUGGUGGUCAUGUAUGUUGACUGCUACGAUGUUAUAUUUGCUGGGGGACAUGAAGAGUUGUUAAAGAAGUUUCAGCAAGCUCAUCACAAGGUCGUAUUCGCAGCAGAUGGAUUGGUAUGGCCGGAUAAAAGAUUAGCAGACAAAUACCCUGUUGUUCGUAGUGGAAAACGAUUCCUUAAUGCUGGAGGAUUUAUUGGUUAUUUGCCCUAUGUAAACCGUAUUUUGCAGCAAUGGAACCUCCAAGACAAUGAUGAUGACCAGCUUUUCUAUACCAAAAUCUAUAUUGACCAAUCAAAGAGGGAACAUAUUAAUAUUACCUUGGAUCACAAGUGCAGCAUUUUCCAGACUCUAAAUGGAGCUGUUGAUGAAGUUAUUCUGAAAUUUGAUGAAGGAAGAGCCAGAGCUAGGAAUUCAGUGUAUGACACUCUGCCAGUCACUCUUCAUGGAAAUGGCCCAACUAAAAUUAAUCUCAACUACUUUGGAAAUUAUAUCCCUAAUGGCUGGACCCGUGAAACUGGAUGUCGUGACUGUGACACAGAUUUACUAGAUCUAGCUUUGCUAAAUGAGACUCCAACAGUAAAAAUUGGUGUUUUCAUUGAACAACCAACCCCUUUCCUGUCGAAAUUUCUAGACAGAUUGUUGGCUCUGGACUAUGCAAAGGAAAAACUUAGCCUCUUCAUUCAUAACAAUGAAGUUUACCAUGAAAAACACAUCAAGAAAUUUUGGGAAAAAGCCAAGAAUGCUAUCAAGUCAAUAAAAAUUGUUGGUCCUGAAGAAAAUUUGAGUCAAGCAGAUGCCAGGAACAUGGGAAUGGAUCUCUGUCGCCAGAAGAAAGAAUGUGACUAUUAUUUCAGCAUAGAUGCAGAUGUUGUAUUAACAAAUCCAAAGACUUUAAAACUCCUGAUAGAACAAAACAGAAAGAUGAUUGCUCCUCUUGUAACACGUCAUGGGAAGCUCUGGUCCAACUUCUGGGGUGCCCUGAGUGCUGAUGGAUAUUAUGCUCGAUCUGAAGACUACGUGGAUAUUGUUCAUGGAAACAGAGUAGGUGUAUGGAAUGUCCCUUAUGUGGCUAAUAUAUAUAUGAUCAAGGGAGAGACUCUGAGAACUGAGAUGAAAGAGAGAAACUAUUUUACUCGUGACAGACUGGAUCCUGAUAUGGCCCUCUGCAGGAAUGCCAGGGAAAUGACUUUACAAAGGGAAAAAGACUCCCCUUCUGCGGAAACAUUCCAAAUGCUCAGACCCCCAAAGGGUGUCUUUUUGUACAUCACUAACAGACACGAAUUUGGGCGCCUUUUAUCAACUGCCAACUACAAUACUUCUCACUACAACAAUGACCUCUGGCAGAUCUUUGAAAAUCCUGUGGACUGGAAGGAAACCUACAUAAACCCCAACUAUUCAAAAAUCUUCACAGAGAAUAUAGUGGAGCAGCCGUGCCCAGAUGUGUUUUGGUUUCCCAUAUUUUCCGAAACAGCCUGUGAUGAACUGGUGGAGGAAAUGGAACAUUUUGGGCAAUGGUCUGGUGGAAAACACCAUGACAGCCGCAUUUCUGGAGGAUAUGAAAAUGUUCCCACUGAUGAUAUUCAUAUGAAGCAAGUUGGGUUGGAGAGUGUGUGGCUACAUUUCAUUAGAGAAUUCAUAGCACCUGUAACACUAAAAGUGUUUGCUGGCUACUACACGAAGGGCUAUGCCUUGCUAAAUUUUGUUGUGAAAUACACUACUGACAGACAACGUUCCCUCAGACCUCAUCAUGACUCAUCGACUUUUACUAUCAACAUUGCUCUCAAUAAAGUAGGAGAUGAUUUUGAAGGAGGUGGAUGUAAAUUUCUGAGGUACAACUGCUCAAUUGAGUCACCUAGGAAAGGAUGGAGUUUCAUGCAUCCAGGAAGACUCACUCAUCUACAUGAAGGACUUCCCAUUUUGAAAGGAACAAGAUACAUCGCAGUAUCAUUUAUUGACCCCUAAUAUUAUUUCCCUGGCCUCUUAAAGACAACAUUUGGCACCCUAUGACAAACUCUUAUUUAUAGUUCUUCUCCCAGAAGAUGGUGACAAAAGAAGCUUCUUCUAGAAAGCUGCUUUACUUUGGGCUAAAAUAUUGGGAAAAACAUUUUUAAAAAAAAAAAAAAUUGCCGGAAACCUUCAAACAUCUGUUCUGAGCCUUGAGACGUAUAGUACAAAAUGUUUUCAUUUCUCUCCCUUGUGUUAAACAUGGAGUAAUUGUGUUAAACAUAGGGUUAUUGAUGCAGACAAUCUGUAAAAUGUUCCAUGUGAGUUUUCCAUCCAUAACAUUAUGAAUAUCAAGAUGCAUUUGUGAACAUCUUGGUUAAAGAAAAUUAUAUCCAAUAUUUGGCUCCUUGGAGGAAGAGCAGGAUAUAAAUGUAAGAAUGAAUAAAUAAAAUAUAUUUGCAUAUUCUUCUAAGAAAGAAAUGCAUUAUACAUGAAUGCAAAUCAUUGGUUAAAAAAAAGUAAAUGAUUUACUCAGGUACUUUAAAAUGUCUUUUAAAAGAAGGCAUUUAAAGUCCUUUCUGUUCACCAAGUGUCCUUUGGUCAGACUGAGCUAUUCUGAAAAUAACCUUUUGCACCUGUUCAGUGAUGGCAAUCCAAGCCUGAAGCUUGAUCAAUGUAUACAAGAUUGUCUUGGAAACCAAAUUUUCUACUCUUAUUUAAAACUACUUGAAUUUUGUAUCAGGAGAUCAAAAAGUUGGAAGUUGUUGUUUUAAAACCUGCAGGUUUUGACUUGCCUUUGUUUUUAAGGGAUCAGUUUUAAGUAAAUCCUGCUGUGCCUACUGUUUGUAAUUUAAAGGUUACACUUGAAAAAAAAAUGCUGAAACCAUGAAACCUGAGGUGCUAAAAUGCACAUAUUUUUUAAGUCUUGUGAGAAUAAAGAAGUCUUAAAUUAA
Molecule: messenger RNA, 4032 nt
Organism: Hemicordylus capensis (graceful crag lizard)
Lineage: Eukaryota; Metazoa; Chordata; Lepidosauria; Squamata; Cordylidae
Gene: PLOD2
Product: procollagen-lysine,2-oxoglutarate 5-dioxygenase 2
Exons: 21
Coding region: 653-3097 (814 amino acids)
Biological process (GO): peptidyl-lysine hydroxylation
Cellular component (GO): endoplasmic reticulum
Molecular function (GO): iron ion binding; L-ascorbic acid binding; procollagen-lysine 5-dioxygenase activity
Source: RefSeq, a predicted model, not a curated record